GUGGAUUAAAACACCUGUCUGUGGGUUCACUCUUUCCUCAGGAAAGGAUUUUUAUGGCAAAUUACUGUAAAUAGUUGUUUACGGAAGUGAAAAGGAAACUGAAAAGAAAGUUUUACUACUGAUGAGCACGGAGAACAAGUGUUGAACAGUGAUUGGAAACCUAAAAUGAGAUGCAUAUCUGGAAAGGACCAGGGCAAGACAGCAAAUGUCCAAGUAUUUAUUUUCUCUCUCAAAGGACAAAGGUAUCUUCAUUCUCAAAGUGAGGUAAAUCAUUGGGCGCAGUGUGUCAGGUGAAACAUGGCUGGAAAUAGUUUUUUACUACAUCUUCUGCUCACUGCCAUUGUGGGACGGGCUGCUAAAGCACAGGACGAGACUUCAAUUGAUAUGGACAUCCAAACAGCCAAUCAGACUAUAGAUCCUUUGUUGAUUUCUGUGACAUCAGAUGGGCCUCCAACUUUGACCCCACCUGCAGAGGUGGAGGAGGAUACUGUGCCGUCCACUGGCACCCGCUGCCAGGGUUACUAUGAUGUCAUGGGUCAGUGGGACCCUCCCUUUAAUUGUAAUGCAGGUAUCUUCUUGUACUGUUGCGGCACCUGUUUCUACCGGUUCUGCUGUCAGUUCCGUCAGCAGCGACUGGAUCAGACCUCCUGCUCCAACUAUGAUACUCCAAUUUGGGCCAACACUGGAAAACCUGUGGCCACCAACACUGAGGUGCAGCCAGACCAUGAGCGGGAUCGGACUCACAUGAUUGUGUACAUCAUAUGUGGUGUGGUGGCCAUCAUGGUCCUGGUGGGAAUCUUCACCAAACUGGGGCUGGAGAAGAGCCGUGGAGGCCAGAACGACCUCAGUAACUCCAGGACUCUGCAGGAGUUGCUGAAGCAGCCAGGUGGGGAGUUGAGUCCUGUGGAUGGACCUCUGAGCAGCACAACAUCUGUCGGAGCAAAUGGUAUCUCUGCCAGGAUGCUUCGCAGUCGCAGUGAGCAGUACCAUCUAAACAAUGCUGGCUUCUCUUUUGGUACACCAGCCGGACUCUCUCAUCCUCAAAGCAACCUCAGUAUACCAGGCCUGGCGCUGAAUAAGUACAACUCUCUGAAAGCAGUUGCCGAUACUGCAAGCAGGGGCUACUACAAAAGUUAUCCACUAAUGGAUUUCUCUCAGCAUUAUUCCCCUCCUGCACCUUUCCAACCGAUACAGAUGCACCCAAAAGACAAGUCCUAUCUCCACCAGGUCCUCCCUUCCCAUGACAUCCAUUCCCCCCUUUCGAUCUCAAUCCCAACCAACCAGCUGGAGAGGACCCGCAUCCCAAAAACCAUCACCCACCCUCAGCUUUCCAGCUCAGCCUUCAAAGCUUGGGAUUCUGGACAAAGACAUGUCCACCGGCAGACCUCGCAUCCAGGGCACUCCGCUCACCGUCAGACCAACAGCAGCAGGAGACAGUACAGCAUAGAAACACUACCGGAGUUCCUCUCCCAGCCCACAGGCUAUGGGGGACAACCACUCUAUCAGCCAAAUCCCAAACUUAAGGCCUACCAGACCAACAGCAAGACGGAGGUCACUGUCUGAAGAAACAGGAUAGAAAGAAACAGCAAUGCUGACAGUUAACAGACUGUGUGCACAAAGACAAAUAUGAGGACUAUGUAGUCAUCCCUACUUUCAGUGCUAAACCCCUCUUGUCUAAAUUUAUAUAGUUUCUUAUGUGUCCCACUUUUCUGAGUUCAUCUCUGGCCUCUGUGCCACUGACAACGAGGUGAGUGUUCACAUAGGAACACAGGAAUGGCGCCCGAGGCCACAUUAACUCAACGAGGACAAUGCCAUCAUCACGUCAGCCUAAAUCUAAGUCAUUAAGGGACAUUAUCCUGGCCAUCUUUAUGUAAACACAACCUCAGGAUCAAUUAUAUGAAAAAAGAAGAGGCACAGAGCAACACCCAGACGCCUGGUGUCACACCAGGAUUUAGUUAUAAGCUUUGCUGAGUGUGUUGAGGAUUUUGUGCUCAUGAAGAAUGUUUUUUGGAGUUUGAGCAAAUUUCACGAUCUUCCUCUCCGGCUUAGCAGUCUCAUUGUGAGAAAGUCACUCAUUAAAUCACUCAUUUGUUUUAGGGGAAUGAGUUUGAGAAAAACCAUAAGGCACACCAAUCCGGUACCUGUGGCUUCCAAUCACCUUUGUAUGAAAGAAUCAAGUUGUGCUGUGAGUAAAAAUGACACAAACUUGACAACAAAUCUGAUAAAGCACCAUGAAACAUGUUUAUAUUGAAAAAGACCUCAAAGCUGAAAACUGUCUAGAUGCAUUUUCCUUCUUUUCUAUUUAUCUAUAUGUUUAGAUCUAUUUUUGGCAUGUUUGCUUUUCUUGGGACAGGACUUAACAGGUAGCAAAGUGGGAGUGAACGAAGGUUGGGAUUGAGAAAGGACCACAAGACAGGACUCAAACUCUGGUCACCCAACUGGAAUUGCACUACAUGUCGGAACGCUGUCCUGGAUGAAUUUUCUGUGGAAACAUAAGGGAGAAAGUCUUGUUUUUAUGAGUCUUUGUUAGUUUUUACAUUCAAAUCACUCCAAUCAUGGAGUGAAGACAUCAUCAAACAUCUAACUUCCUCU
This is a messenger RNA of Sinocyclocheilus rhinocerous, 2592 nucleotides long. RefSeq names its product protein shisa-9-like. Gene Ontology annotation, biological process: regulation of AMPA receptor activity; regulation of short-term neuronal synaptic plasticity. The transcript has 5 exons. The record is from RefSeq and is a predicted model, not a curated record. Bases 298 to 1563 code for a protein of 421 amino acids. Gene Ontology annotation, cellular component: postsynaptic density; dendritic spine membrane; postsynaptic membrane. Lineage: Eukaryota; Metazoa; Chordata; Actinopteri; Cypriniformes; Cyprinidae.